Marchantia polymorpha subsp. ruderalis is the source of this 2506-nucleotide messenger RNA. Lineage: Eukaryota; Viridiplantae; Streptophyta; Marchantiopsida; Marchantiales; Marchantiaceae. The record is from the annotation of a GenBank genome assembly.
ACUGCAUGGCCAUGAAUACGUAUAGCCCUCAUCAUCAACAUAUGACAUAGAUGGCUGAGAACGAUGAGCGCCUUGUCUUCGGUUGCACGCUUUAGGGUUUGGACUUUGGCCCUCGACACUGUCUACUGCUGUCCACCGCCUUCCUCGCUCGCUCCGUCGCUCCCUCCUUCCGGGAAGAAGAAAACCCGGCACCCUGUGCCUGCCUGCCUGCAGUAAGUGAAGUGAGUGCAAAAGGCAAGGCAAGGCAAGGGCAAGGGCAAGGCAAGGCAAGUCCAAGCGCAGCAGCAGCAGCUGGGCCAGCCAGCAGCAGCAGCAGCAGGCAGGCAGGCAGGCACGCAGCAGCAGCAGCCGCAGCCUCACAACACUGGUCCAAUAACGAUGAGCAGAAGCAGCACAAAUACUCUAGCAAAGUGGAAUGAGGUUUGGGGGACAGAUCUGUGAACAGGAGGAGGAGGCUGCGGAGGAGGACUACUUUGUCGCUAGUUUAUCCAGAGUGUUCGGGGGAUGUGGAUGUGGACGUCGUCGUGAAGAAGAACGGGAUCAUGGCGUUCUACCUCGCUGCUGCUGUAGGAAGCAGUGCAACCACGUAUCGUUAGCACACCAGUCUACAUUGCGCUAGUAGAGAGCGACCAGGCAGUCGAGCCCACGGUGCUGCUCUGCCGUCGACCUCUUCUCUUCUGCUCGUCGGCUCGGCGAACUUCGUGUGCUCUGUUGUUGUGCUGAUUUUGCCCUGACCCUGACCGGUUGCGGCUGCACAGGCACCAUCGCCGGCAGCGCCAUCGUCUAGCCGUGGGUCUCGAGGCCGGUGUCCAGCCAUCUAUCAGCAUUCCGGAGCUCAUCGAGGCCUUGGCGCAAACGCAGAUCCAACCACGUAAUUAGGCGCCGCCGUGUCUGAGCACGACGAGUCUUGCAGCCAACCUGACAUGGAACUUGACCCCGCGACUAACAGCGCCAAGAUCGUCGAGCCCUCGCAGCAAUUGGACCUGUGACUGCGAAGAGCGCGAGCGUGCAGGACCCGGCCCACCUCCUCGCUUGCUGCAGGCCCAGCGCGCGGAUCCGGCCAAAUUGCUCGAGUCCAGCGGCAGCUCGGAACCCAAUUGAGCGGCUUCUCUCGCAGCGCAGCUGAGCCAAAAUGCAGAGCCCGCACCCGCAAUCGCUCCAGUGGGGAGCGCAGCUGAGCGCGACGGCGAGCCAAGUGCCCGAUCAAAUCACGAGGCAGCUGAUGCCGCCGCCCGCAGCCAUCUCGUUCAGCGAUGCCGCCGCCGGCAAGGGGGCCAGCGCUUACCCGACCAAGAAUGGCGCCGUGUACACCGAGCCCGUAGUGGCCCGGCACGUAGGCACGUACAACACCGCCGAGGUGUGGGAUAGCCUGGAGAGAGUGGCGUCCGAGAACGCCGUGGUCAUGUUCAGCAUCAGCUCGUGCUGCGUGUGCCAUGUGGUGAAGCGGCUGUUCAGUAGUCUGGGCGUCGCGCCGGCCAUUUACGAACUAGAUCAGGAGAGCUCGGGGCCUGAGAUCGUCGUAGCUCUGCAAAGAUUGGCCGGCGCCUCGCAGGCGCUGCCGGCAAUUUUCAUCGGCAAGAAGUACAUUGGUGGAUUAGAGGAGCUCAUCUCAGCGCACAUCGGAGGAUUUCUCGUCCCCCAGUUGAAACAAGCCGGCGCUCUCUGGCUAUAGAUCCUGCAGACAAUUCUCUUGCUCAUCACUUCACUUCACUUCACUGCUCAGCUCAGCGUAGCUCGCUUCGGAUAUGUUCGCCUAUGUUCGGCUCGGCUCGAUUCGGUUCCUUGCAGGUCCGCUCAGUUCAGUUCGGUUCGGUUCAGUUCAGUUCAGUUCGUUCAGCAGAAACCUCGGAGAGCGAAUGAAUCAUGGGUCAGCGGCCAUUCUGCGCAGUCACGACCUUCCCGUAACCUGUAACCCAACGAUCUUCUCAUGCACUCGUGACGGUACCGGUGUUGCAAGCAGUCCCAGCAGGAGCGAUGGAUGGAUGGCAUAUUAGGUGUAAGAUUGGUAGCUAGCAGCAAUCGUCGAGAAGGUUCUAGUGUGAUUGAUACUCUCGCUGCCUUCCUUUAUAUCAGCCCCGUAUGUAGCUUAUGUCCUCCCCGUAGGCGGUGGGUGCCCUUGGAAUCAGUUUCAAAGGAUCAGUAGAACGAGAGAUGGAUGGAUGGAUAGAUAGAUAGAUAGAUAGAUAGUUAGCUAGCAAGCUAGAAAGAUGUUAGAGGGAGAGAAGGAGCGUGCACUGAUCGGGGACGUGGCUCGAGUCGGAGAUUGCAGGGAUGAUGAUCUCACAUCAUCAGGACGACUGUCCUCUUCUUCUGUGAGCGCUAUCCCAUAUUAUCAUCAGAACGACUUUUCUCUUCUUCUGUGAGCGAGUGUCUGGAUCUGGCUGGUGGUGGAAGAAGUCCCCCACCCUCAGCCCCCCACUAUCGUAUCUAAGACCGCGCUUCUGUACCAGCUGCAAAAUUGUACCCCCUGAACAUUUUUUAAUCGGGCGAAUCGAUCCCCUUGUUC